AUGUCCAAAUAUUCUGUAAUUCUGCCAACCUAUAAUGAAAGGGAGAAUUUACCAAUCAUUACCUAUUUGAUAUUUGAAAUGGCUAAAAAGAACAAUCUGGAUUUUGAGAUUAUCAUUAUAGAAGACAACUCCCCUGAUGGUACUCUGUAAGUAGCACAAGAGUUAAAGAAAGUAUAUGGGGAUAAAUUGAUCAUCCAUUUCAGAGAGAAAAAGUUGGGUUUGGGAUCUGCUUAUAUGGAUGGGAUCAAACUUUGUCAUGGCAAUUAUGUUGUCAUUAUGGAUGCAGAUUUGUCACAUCAUCCAAAAUAUUUGGUGGACUUCAUCCAAAAAUAGAAAAAUACCAAUUGCGACAUUGUUACAGGAUCUAGAUACAUCAAUAAAGGAGGAGUCAUGAAUUGGGGAUUCGAUAGAAAACUCACAUCCAGAGGUGCCAAUUUUCUGGCAUCAACAAUGUUGGGGGUGAAGUGUUCUGAUCUAACAGGAAGCUUCAGACUCUACAAAAGAGAAGUCCUAGAAAAAGUAAUUAAAGAUGUAGUUUCAAGAGGAUAUGCCUUUCAAAUGGAAAUAAUCAUCAGAGCAAGAUAAUAUGGAUAUACAGUAGAGGAAGUACCAAUUGUUUUUGUUGAAAGAAUCUUUGGAGAAUCGAAAUUAGGGGCAUCUGAAUUUCAAAUAUACUUAAAGGGAUUGUGGAAGUUGCUCUGGACAUUUUGAUAUAUGAAUAUAAAUAUUUACAUAGACAUAUAUAUAAAAUAACU
Paramecium tetraurelia is the source of this 755-nucleotide messenger RNA. RefSeq lists its product as uncharacterized. Lineage: Eukaryota; Ciliophora; Oligohymenophorea; Peniculida; Parameciidae. Gene Ontology annotation, molecular function: dolichyl-phosphate beta-D-mannosyltransferase activity. The transcript has 3 exons. Gene Ontology annotation, biological process: GPI anchor biosynthetic process; protein O-linked glycosylation via mannose. Gene Ontology annotation, cellular component: endoplasmic reticulum membrane. The record is from RefSeq and is a predicted model, not a curated record.